AUGCGGCUCCCUUUCGCAACAGCCGCAGCUCUCCUUCCCAUCCUCACUCCUCUCGCAGCCGCCCAACUUCACCACUAUGCCACCCUAGCCGGCCUCAAGUACUUCGGUGCUGCAACCGACACUCCCGGCCAGCGCGAGCGCGCCGGCUACGAGGCCUCAUACGCUCAGUACGACGCCAUCUUCGCUGACCCGUCCGAGUUCGGGCAAACCACACCCACGAACGGGCAAAAAUGGCUCUUCACCGAGCCCUCCCCCGGAGUAUUCAACUUCACCGAGGGCGACAUCGUCGUGUCUCUCGCCGCCAAAACCGGCAAGCUCCUUCGCUGCCACGCGCUCGUCUGGCACAGCCAGCUUGCGCCCUGGGUGGAAGCCAAGAACGAGACCGAGUGGACGAAAGAAGAGCUGAGCGCCGUCAUCGUCCGCCACAUCGAGGGUGUAAUGGGCCACUACAGGGGCAAGUGCUACGCCUGGGACGUGGUCAACGAGGCGCUGAACGAUGAGGAUGGCGGCUACAGGCAGAGUGUCUUCUACAAGGUUCUGGGCGAGGAGUUCAUCCGGCUUGCGUUCAAGACGGCUGCCGAGGUCGAUCCUAGCGCGAAGCUUUAUUACAACGAUUACGGCAUUGAGAGACCUACCUCUGUCAAGACGGAGGGAACGAGAAAGCUGGUGAAGAUGCUCCGUGACGCCGGCCUGCGCGUCGAUGGUGUCGGCAUGCAGGCACAUAUGCACGCGGACAACCACCCGACGGCGGGGGACCUCGAGGCCACGAUGAGGGGAUAUGUCCAGGCCGGAGCGGCGGAGGUGGCGUUCACGGAGCUGGAUGUGCGGAUCACGAUUCCCGUCAAUGAGACCAGUUUGGAGUGGCAGAAGGAUGGAUAUCAGAAGGUGGCGAGGGCGUGUGUCAAGGUCAAGGAGUGCGUGGGCAUCACGCUUUGGGACUUUUACGAUCCGUUUAGCUGGAUUCCGUAUACGUUCCCUGGAAAGGGUGCGGGGCUGUUGUGGUUUGAGGGCUUUGGGAAGCAUCCGGCUUAUGAGGGGAUUAUUGAUACGUUCAAGGAGCUGAUUAAGGAAGGGGCGGGGAAGUGUGGGAGGAGGUUGUCGAGGAUGAGGAGGGCUACGCUGCCAAAAGGAAGUGCAUAA
Molecule: messenger RNA, 1140 nt
Organism: Sordaria macrospora k-hell
Lineage: Eukaryota; Fungi; Ascomycota; Sordariomycetes; Sordariales; Sordariaceae
Biological process (GO): carbohydrate metabolic process
Molecular function (GO): hydrolase activity, hydrolyzing O-glycosyl compounds
Source: RefSeq, a predicted model, not a curated record